UCUCUCCAUCAACCAGGAAGGUUUCAUGGCUUUUUCCAAGUUUCAGGCGUUCUAUAACCACCCUGCUGGGCCAAAGACUAUUCAUUUCUGGGCGCCAACUUUCAAAUGGGCUAUAAACAUUGCCAAUGUCGUUGACAUUUCAACAAAGCCAGCUGAAACAGUCUCUUACCCUCAGCAAGCAGCUUUAGCAUGCAGUGGCCUUAUCUGGGCAAAGUACAGUACUGUAAUCACCCCGAAGAAUUGGAACCUAUUUGGUGUUAGUAUUGCAAUGGCUGCAACUGCUUCUUACCAACUUUCACGUAAAAUUCAGCAUGAGUUCAUCAACAAAUCGUCUGUUGCAAAAGAAUGGUGAGGAGAACUGGUUUCAACGAAUAAGGGAGUGAAGUUGUAAUUUAGAGUACUGUUUCCUCCAUGGAUUAUCGAUUCUUGAAUAAAUGACAACUUUUGUCUUCAUUAAAACAGACGAUCGAAAGACCCUUUAUCUGUUUAUGUAUGAAUUGGAUGAAUUCAUAGCAUUCAGUAACAUUCCUGCUGAUUUAAUAUGAAUUCAUUAUUCAUCCAAACUUACUCAAUCCAAAACUUUAU
Durio zibethinus is the source of this 585-nucleotide messenger RNA. NCBI's taxonomy places the organism in Eukaryota, Viridiplantae, Streptophyta, Magnoliopsida, Malvales, Malvaceae. The record is from RefSeq and is a predicted model, not a curated record.